Messenger RNA from Dreissena polymorpha, 4802 nucleotides. Its product is annotated as UV radiation resistance-associated protein-like. The record is from RefSeq and is a predicted model, not a curated record. NCBI's taxonomy places the organism in Eukaryota, Metazoa, Mollusca, Bivalvia, Myida, Dreissenidae. Gene Ontology annotation, molecular function: SNARE binding. Gene Ontology annotation, biological process: SNARE complex assembly. The transcript is spliced from 16 exons. The coding region runs from base 87 to 2030 and encodes 647 amino acids. Gene Ontology annotation, cellular component: phosphatidylinositol 3-kinase complex, class III, type II; lytic vacuole; endosome.
GCACGUGAUCGAUAUUCAAUAUGGCGGACGUCAAGUUGGGAGGAUAUCCGUAGUGAAAUAGAAAAUACACAAAUUUCGCGGAAAUAAUGAGUGACACAGUUAAUCAGUGUGUGAAAACGUCGUUUGAUUUGCCUACAUAUCAGAGACGUCUUCGUCACCUACGGAGCAUAACAGUUAGAAACCUCCAGUGUGGAAGCUACAAGGGAAAAGACAUUACCCAGCUGGGCUGCUACUUUACUCUGCAUGUAGCGGGAAAAGCUAAAGAGUUUUAUCGCAGUGAAAUGAUUUAUGGCUCACUGAAUCCCUCCUGGAAGAGUGUGGACAUCAGUCAGUAUGACAACCAGAUUAACAUCCAGUCUAAAUCAUUUGUGUUGCGUGUUUGGGUGGCAAGCAAACGACAAACCACUCGAUAUCUACUCAUUGAUUGGUCGAUCAACCUCACUGGACUCGUGUUCUUUUCUGACAGGAACGAGCAGAAAUACACGCCCAACAUGGUUGUCGUUGGCAUGUUUGACAAACUAUUCAUUGCCCCUCAGAAACCACUUCCACCAGAAAAGGAAUUACUGGCCAUGGAGGAUGGGAUGACCUGCAAACAUUCGUACACAAUCAACUCACUGUCACGGAUGCACACGGUCCUUCGCGCCAUCAACCAGAUGCAGGCAUCGGUAAGGCGGCUACACGGCUCCAUAGAGGACAGGCUGCUCCACUCUCAAGGGGAGGCAAAGCUGCGAGCGAGUGAAGAGGACAUGUUGGUGCAUGUGACCCAGAUGAGGACAGAACUCACCUGGCAGCUGCAUCGACUGCAGGCCCAACAAGACGCACUGGAGAAUGCCAGAAAAGCCAAGGAAGAAAAAAGUCAUGAACUGAAAGAGAAAUUUCAUCUCCUUGCUGCUAGUCGACUAGAAAUGGAAGAAAGAAGGAAGACCUUUUUCCAAACUAGAGAAAAGUUUAUAAAAGAAAACUAUCAGUUGCUUAUUCGACGGAAACAACUGAUCACAGAGCUUACCACAUACAUUUAUCCAGUAACUGAGGAUAAAGAUAAGAAAUUUUAUGUUUGUGGAGUAUUUCUACCCAAUUCAGAAGACUUUCAAGGGUCAGAUUACACGAUGUGUUCAGUCGCCCUUGGUUACACGUGCCACCUGGUAAUCAUGAUGUCACAGAUUCUCGAUUUCCCCGUAAGAUAUCCCAUGCAGCAUCUGUCUUCACUGUCCCAAAUAACGGACCACAUACACCCGAAACUUACGGACAAAGAUAAAGUAUUCCCGUUGUUCUUCAAAGGCAAGGAACGAUUUCAGUUCAACUAUGGAGUGUUCAUGCUCAAUAAAAACAUCAGUCAGCUGCGGUACUACUGUGGGCUGGGGACCAGUGACCUAAGGUUGACGUUGCCAAAUAUAAAAACUCUGCUGGAGUCCAGACUCGGUAUCAGAUGUGAUAGUAUCGCAGAAAAAGCAAAAGCCGAGGCCCAGGAACGUCCAAACAUGGAAGACAGAGACGAGACCCUUAGCUCGGUAGCCUCGGGUGGUAACCACAGCGCUCACAAUCCCGCUGAGGAGUAUGUUGAAAAGAUUCUGGCAAACCGGGGUAAAACCAGUCCCUUAAUUGAAAAUGGACAAAACCGGACAGUGGCAUUACCGCUGACAGAGAUCUCGGUUACGCAGAGUGAAAACAUUCUUGAGACUGGUGAUAUCUUUAAACCAACAGACGAUGAAUUUUUUACAUCGAAAUUGGGGCUGGUUCUUGGUACAAACUCACCGGGCAGUUCUAGUUAUGGCUCGUUUUCUGAACAUCAGAAUGGGGUGAUUAAGUAUGACCGGAACUUCAGUAUGUCCCCUUCGCCUGGGAGUGCAGAAAACAGUUUACAGGCAUUGAUGUCGGCAGAUUUGAAGGAGGUGAAUUCGAAAGUAAACGGAAAAUCUUCGGAUGUUUCGCAUGACCUUAGUUCCGGUGAUGAUGAAUGUGAAAAUGUCGAACAAACUUUUAAGAACUUGGAUAUAAAUGACUUUUCUCCACUGGAUGACAAUUCUACUUAAUGAUAGAGUUUUAUUAUAAAACUUAUUUUUAGUUGUGUGACUACUUUGCUGAAAUGACUUUGUUGUUAAUUUAUUUUUUGUUAUAAGACAUAUUUCCAGAUUAGUUUCUGUUUUAGUGCUAAGUUCUGCCUAAGGCUAUCUGGCUAUGCAAAAUUGUAUUAUAGCUUUGAUUAGCAAAAUCAAUUACUAAUAACUGGUAUUCAGUAAUCUUAAUAAUGAGUAACUGAUAUAAUAACCUCCAGGUGAUAUCAAUGAAGUUAAGGUAACGGCUAUGUGCCGGUCUGGUGUAACAACUUUAGUUUUCCUAAUCAUAAUUCACGUGUCACUAAUUUACUAUUAGUUUCAUACCUGAUAAUUCAUAAUGCAUUAUGUUUGUGAAUAGGAAUGUUUUUCUAGUCAGUCAUAUCAUAGACUUUUCAUAAUUUCUGGUUUCAAUUGCUGCAUACCGGUAAGCAGGAAUGCAUUAUGUCACCCGGCUUUUGGGGAAAAUGCCUAGCCUCCAAUUUUUAGCUUAUAAUUUAUCAACAAAACUGCGAAAGUUUAUGAAAUUUCCGAAGUACACUUGAAAUUAGGGGAAUAUUGCUUAAUUUUAAAGAAAUUAUUUAAAAGAAAGACCCUUUAUUAUCCCCCUGGUAAAAAUGCCCUACGUGCUUAAGUGCCAAGAAAUCCUGCUGAGUAAAUAAUCUGCAGUUGUACUCCCCCCUUUAUUGAUGAGGAACUAUAUGUUACCUAUUGGCAGAUUUUCUGAUCCCCUUUUAGAAAAAUGUGAAACUUUUAAAAUUGCAGAUCUCAAGAAAACAACAAAUUUCACUGGAUCUUUUGUUAAACUGUUACAUCAGUGGAUGCUUUGUAGAAAAUUUGAGAGGAUAUUUGUUAUACCCCCACUAAACGAAGUUUAGGGGGGUAUAUAGGAGUGAGCUUGUCGGUUGGUCUGUGUCCGCUCUCUAAUUCAAGUAGUUUUCAUCCGAGCUUCACCAAACUUGGUCAGAAGUUGUAACUAGAUGAUGUCUAGGCCAAGUUCAAACAUGGGCCUUGCCGGGUCAAAAACUAGGUCACGGGGUCACUUAGUGCGUUUAAAACAUUCAGCAUGUUGUCCGCUCUCUAAUUCAAGUAGUUUUCAUCAGAGCUUCACCAAAUUUAGUCAGAAGUUGUAUCUAGAUGAUGUCUAGGCCAAGAUCGAAGAUGGGUCAUGGCAGAUCAAAAACUAGGUCACGGGGUCACUUAGUGCGUUUUAAACAUUGAGCAUGGUGUCCGCUCUCAAAUUCAAGUAGUUUUCAUCGGAUCUUCACCAAACUUGGUCAGAAGUUGUAUCUAGAUGAUGUCUAGGUCAAGUUCGAAUAUGGGUCAUGCCAGGUCAAAAACGAGGUCACUGGGUCACAUAGUAUGUUUUACACAUUCAGCAUGGUGUCUGCUCUCUAUUUCAAGUAGUUUUCAUCCUAUCUUCACCACACUUGGUCAGAAGUUGUAUCUACAUGAUGUCUAGGCCAAGUUUGAACAUGGGCCAUGCAGGGUCAAAAACCAGGUCACGGGGUCACUUAGUGCGUUUUAAACAUUGAGCAUGGUGUCCGCUAUUUUUUGUGAAGACAACAUGCAAAAUAUUCUGUGUCAAUGCGGCAUGUUGGGGUAUUCGUCACGUCUGUGACAAAGCUCUAGUUGGAUUUGGUGGAAUAUCAAUUUUAAUUCACGAGUGAAUCCAACAAUUUUUUUUAUUUUAUGCUUACAAAUGAUUAUUUUUGUAUUUGUGACAUCUAGUUCCCCAUUGGGCGCCUCACAAUGUCCUAACAUGUAUGUUCAAGGCAAGCUUAUCCCUAUGUUGUUAUAAACAUUCAUUGCGGAGUUAUCACUCUUGGUGAAAUUGGGGGUAACAAUGGGGAAACCAAACAAAUCCAAAAAUAGAUCCGGUAAAACAAUGAAAAAUAUCAAUAAUUUUCACUGUUUAAAACUGUGAAUUAUCAGUUUUUAAUUCACUGAUAUUUCUCUAUAAACCACAGGAAAGCAUAAAAUAAAUGAUGGUAAUUAUUCAGUUUAGAUAAAAUACUUGGAUCGUUAUGACCGUUUUAUUGGCAAAUGAUGGUAAUUAUUCAGUUUAUAUAAAAUACUUGGAUCGUUAUGACCGUUUUAUUGGCAAAUGAUGGUAAUUAUUCAGUUUAUAUAAAAUACUUGGAUUGUUAUGACCGUUUUAUUGGCAAAUGAUGGUAAUUAUUCAGUUUAUAUCAAAUACUUGGAUCCUUAUGACCGUUUUAUUGGCAUUUUGAUUUUGUAGCAUUGCUUUGAGCUAUUUUAGCGUUAUGUAUGAAAAAGACGUGUAUGUAUGCACACACCUGUCAGAAGAAAUACAACAUAGUCCUAUAAUUUUCAACAAACAACUUUUAUCUUUUGAGGCCUUGUAUCUAAUGAAUUAAAUGGCAAUUUUUAUUGUUUGUACUAUAGUCUUCAUUAAAAAUUGUAAAAGCUAUGUCUGCAUUGUGUAGGGGCAGUGGCCACUGUGAUAAGAUCUGGGGGUUUUCAGCACAUACUAGUAUUAUAUGUUGGAUUAUUUUGGACCAAAUGUAAUGGGAACAAAAAUGUGUAGGGCAUUAGUAGAACAAUUUACGACACAAAUGUAUUUUGUUGUGUGAGUGUUGUCUUUUGUUGAAAAACUGUUGUUGUGUUGUUGACAUUAGGAUUCCACAAAUGGAGAUUAUUGUGUUUUUUUUCCAAAGAAUCCUCGCUUGUAAUUUGAGGAAUGCGAUCAUUGUGCAAUAUUUUUGUAAUAAAAGCUACUGAAAUAUU